Molecule: messenger RNA, 3714 nt
Organism: Xyrauchen texanus (razorback sucker)
Lineage: Eukaryota; Metazoa; Chordata; Actinopteri; Cypriniformes; Catostomidae
Gene: mastl
Product: microtubule associated serine/threonine kinase-like
Exons: 12
Coding region: 444-2966 (840 amino acids)
Biological process (GO): intracellular signal transduction; peptidyl-serine phosphorylation
Cellular component (GO): nucleus
Molecular function (GO): ATP binding; protein serine/threonine kinase activity
Source: RefSeq, a predicted model, not a curated record
UUAAAACAUUUAUAAAUAAAUAUGAGUACAUAUAAAAUCAUAAAUAUUAUCAAGACGUUUGUGUUUCAAAUUGAAAUGAUUUAUUUUAAUGCUGACUUCAGGUCAGCUAAACCACCGCGUCAUAGGACCCAACAUUUUGUGGCACAUUUCAAAUUUCAAAACAAACGAGUCGCGCCUGUCAACUGUUAAGAUGGACUCGAUGGAUUGAACACAAGACAGCCUUAUUCACACAUUUCACAACUAAUACAGUACGAAUACAUGUAGUGUUUAAAAGCCUCUCUGGUGAUGUGUGUUUGAGUUUCAACACAAUAAUCACCAUAAUUCCUCUUUUUAUGCGUCUAUGAAGGUGGCUCAUUGUGUCACUAACUAGUGAUCCGACCAACUGAUCUAUUUGUUCGCCGAGAAGCAGUUGGAUUACAUUGAUAAUUGAACGGACUGGCGAGAUGGAGGGUCAUGGAAGAUCAUUUGACGGUUCAAAUAGCGCAGUGAAAGCUCCGUCCAUCGAGGACUUUGUGGUGGUCAAACCCAUCAGUCGAGGAGCCUUUGGGAAGGUUUACCUCGCCAGAAAGAAAUGCAACUCCAAACUCUAUGCGAUCAAGGUGGUGAAGAAAGCAGAUAUGGUGGAUAAAAAUAUGACCAAUCAGAUGAAAGCUGAGAGAGAUGCUCUGGCUCUCAGUAAAAGUCCUUUUAUUGUGCACCUGUUUUACUCUCUGCAAACAGCAACCAAAGUCUAUCUGGUGAUGGAGUAUCUGAUUGGAGGAGAUGUGAAAUCACUGCUUCAUAUCUAUGGGUACUUUGAUGAAGACAUGUCUCUGAAAUUUAUCUCAGAGGUUGCAAUCGCUCUCGAUUACCUUCACAGACAUGGCAUAAUUCACAGGGACUUGAAACCUGACAACAUGCUAAUUUCUAAUGAAGGUCACAUUAAGCUCACAGACUUUGGGCUAUCCAAGGUUAAACUUGACAGAGAACUAAACCUGAUGGAUAUUUUAACCACACCGUCUUUGGCAAAGCCUAAGAAAGAUUAUUUCAGAACACCUGGUCAAGUUCUGUCGCUAAUAAGCUCUCUUGGUCUGAAUACCCCAGUGACAGAGGGUAAGCAUCACAGUAGCACAGUGCUGGGCAGCCCAAUGUCCUGUGGGAAGGUCAAUCAUAGGAAGAGUUCUCUGUGCUCGCCUAUACUGAAGAGAAGAGCAGAGUACCUCAAUUCCCCAAUAUGCUCAAGCCGAACUCUAGGAUCCAACAGUGUGUUCAGUCCAGGUGUGCUGGCUAAGAGUUUAACACCAAGGCUGAUGAAAUCAAGGAAGAGAUUUGAGACACUAAGUGCUGUUAGCCUGUUACCAUCCACAACGGAUUCUGAAGACUGUGUCAGCCCGAUGUGGGAAGAUGAGCAGAAUUUACAAGAUGGCGAGAACCUUCCUAAAUUACACAGAAAAGAACCGGGUAACAGAAAUCAAAGAAACAGUUCUGUAACACCGCUGGAAAAAAAGAUUUUGAUGCCACUUGAUAACCAAGUGGACCUUAGCAGAUUUAUUAAACCAGACAUUUCUGUAAAGAGACUGCAGUUCAAUGCAGCUGACAACUGUGCCACUCCUUUGGGUAAGGCUGCUCCCCGUCAGUCAAUAGAGGGCAGUCUUGCAAAACCUGAGCCGCCAAUGGAACCAAAGUCCUCAGCCAAGCGAGGGUUUGAAGAAGUAGAAAAAAGCCCAGAUGAAGCUGAAAUCCAUUCCAAGAAAAACGAUGCCAUCUACAAGAGAUGUUUCCAAAUUCCAGAGGUGAAUCAAGGUGCCCACACCGGUUUGACUGGAAUUUUCUCCAUUGCUAAUCUUGAUGAUUUCAAAAGUGAACCAAUAUGUCAACAGAGAAUCGUCCCUAAGCAAUCUAGUCCCAUUGUCGUGGCCAAAAACCUCUUUUGUGAACUAGAAGAUCCUGUUGAGGUGGAAGCUAAAACAGUUACCAACUCCAGCUCCCCAAUUUCACCUGUUGGCGGGCAAAAUAUUAGAGGAAGCCUUAGUUUGGACUGUGAUACCUCAGUCCAUGAGAUGUCUGUAGUCACCAACACAACUCAACAAUCGGCACAUUACAAACAAGAUGCUUUGUCUUCCUCUUUUGAAGAUCUUAAAGAAAGUGAGACGCCUGCAGCCAAGUCCACAAUAGCUUCACUAAAGCAAAGCAAUACAAAACAGCAGAGAGGGGAAUCUGAAAGUUCUCUUCUUGACCAUCUCCAUGACCUAUCCAAAAGUAUGGUCAGAUCACCUGGGUUCCUCAAACCCAAGAACUUGGUUAUGUUCAGGAGCUACUGCAGCUCAAUAAACCGGUCUUGUAACUCGCAUCUCAGCCUGGCCUCUUUGGACGCCAUGGAGAUGUCAGCUUCAGCUUCUUUCCACAGUGCACCUUCUGCAGUCACACCAGUUCAGAAGAAAAGGCCCAGUCUGAGCAGCUCUCUUUACCAGACUCCCCAGCAGAUGGUUAUGUCACAUACUCCUUAUAGGACACCAAAAAGUGUCCGCAGAGGUCCAGAACGUGUAGAAGGAGCCCCUAUCCUGGGAACUCCUGAUUACUUGGCACCAGAACUUCUGUUAGGCAAACCUCAUGAUUUCAUGGUGGAUUGGUGGGCUUUAGGUGUCUGUCUUUUCGAGUUCCUCACAGGAGUGCCUCCUUUCAAUGAUGAGACCCCUCAGCUGGUGUUCCAGAACAUUCUCAACAGAGAUAUACCAUGGCCAGAUGGAGAGGAGGAGUUAACCAAGAAUGCAAGAAAUGUCAUCGAGAUUUUGCUCACCAUGGAUACAGCCAAACGUGCUGGCUUAAAAGAACUGAAAGAUCAUCUGUUCUUUGAGGGUGUGGACUGGGAAAACCUUCACAAUCAGAGCAUGCCCUUCAUCCCACAACCCAACGAUGAGACCGACACGUCGUAUUUUGAGGCGAGAAACACGGCCCAACAUCUCACUGUAUCAGGCUUCAGUCUGUGAAUAUACACAUAAAGAAACUAUUUGAUAUGUGUAAGAUAUUAUUGUGUUGUGUGGAAACUUUAAUGGAAUAUGUCACUACAAACCUGUAUGACAAAUAAAAUUUUUUUUAUUCAAACUCAGACCUGUCAAGUGCCAAAAAGGACAAAAAGCACCAUAAAACCAAAAGUAGUUGAUACAGCUUGCACAUUUUUUGGGGUAAACUAUUCCUUGUAAUAAAUACAGAUGUCCUCACUGCCAUAGUGCUCUUGUUAUCUUCUUCGUUACUUGUUUUCUCUCUCUCUCUCUCUCCCCGCUUCUUCCUUCUGUCUUUGGUAAUUGAUGUUGUAUGUUUGUUAUGAAGAGAGAGAUGGUGAAUAAAUGUAGGGUUUCUGAAAUGCAGUGAGGUGGGCGUUUGACCCUUACGUACAUAUGCCAUAAGACUGGUUUCAAAUCAAGACUUGUUUGGAAAAAAGUAAUAUAUUAUGUAACACUACUAUUUGUACUUCCUUAGUGGACAAUUAUAUUUAAGCCACUGAUGUUUUUAACUCGUGUUUUCUUGAGAACUAUGUUUGUAUGAGUGCGGUUUUAUUUUAACAUGCAAAAUGUUUUAACGUGUCUACACUGAGUUCUAAACAUGCUGAUGCUUCAUAAAUGUUUCAGUUCAUACUCAUUUAAUCAUACCUGAAAGGUUUGUGUUUAAUAAUCAUUUAUUUCAUAACUUUUUUCUGUUUGAAUAAGGUGCAGAUGUAACCUGUGAUUUUAGUAAGUU